UGGCUGCUCACAGCCGCUGGCUUUGCCUUAGUGGUUCCUGCUCUCCGCUCCUUCUCUGUUGUCCUUUGGGCUUAUCCUCCUCCUAGAUCUGCCUGCCCUCCCACGUCUUCCCCCAGCCAUGGUCCUGGAGCUCUACUUGGACCUGGUGUCCCAGCCCUGCCGCGCCGUCUACAUUUUCGCCAAGAAGAACAGCAUCCCCUUCGAGAUGCGCACUGUGGAGCUGCUCAAAGGUCAGCAUUACAGUGAUGCCUUUGCCCAGGUGAACCCCCUGAAGAAGGUGCCAGCAUUGAAGGAUGGAGACUUCACGUUGGCUGAGAGUGUGGCCAUCUUGUUGUACCUGAGCCGUAAGUACAAAGCCCCUGACCACUGGUACCCCCAGGAUCUGCAGGCCCGCGCCCGCGUGGAUGAGUACCUGUCAUGGCAGCACACGGCCCUGCGCAGUAGCUGUACCCGGGCUAUGUGGCAGAAGAUGAUGUUUCCUGUCUUCCUGGGUGAGCCAGUGCCCCCUGAGACCCUGGCAGCCACUUUGGCUGAGUUGGACAGGUGCCUGCAGUUGCUUGAGGACAAAUUCCUGCGAGAUCAGGCCUUCCUCACUGGGCCCCAUAUCUCCCUGGCUGACUUGGUGGCCAUCACAGAGCUGAUGCAUCCUGUUAGUGCUGGCUGCCGAGUCUUUGAAAGCCGACCCAAGCUGUCCGCGUGGCACCAGCGUGUGGUGGCUGCAGUGGGCGAGGACCUCUUCUGGGAGGCCAAUGCAGAGAUCCUGAAGCUCAAAGACCUGCCUCCAGCAGACCUUGCCACAAAGGAGAAGCUGCGACCCUCGGUGCAGGCUUUGUUGCAGUGAGCAUCUCUGGCUGAACGUGGCAGCUGCCUGUCUCCUUGGCUGCAAGAACUUCAGGUCUGAGCAGGCUCUGGUCCAUAGGACCCUCCAGACAUCAUGUCUGUGGCCUUUUGCUCCCUAUCCCACUUUUACCCUUCCAUUCCAGCUUCCACAUGACCUCUGGAAAACACUUUAGUAAACAUUUAUUGGACCUGGA
Molecule: messenger RNA, 1034 nt
Organism: Otolemur garnettii (small-eared galago)
Lineage: Eukaryota; Metazoa; Chordata; Mammalia; Primates; Galagidae
Product: glutathione S-transferase theta-3-like
Exons: 5
Coding region: 119-841 (240 amino acids)
Biological process (GO): glutathione metabolic process
Cellular component (GO): cytoplasm
Molecular function (GO): glutathione transferase activity
Source: RefSeq, a predicted model, not a curated record